This is a messenger RNA of Beauveria bassiana ARSEF 2860, 1152 nucleotides long. RefSeq names its product oxidoreductase family protein. NCBI's taxonomy places the organism in Eukaryota, Fungi, Ascomycota, Sordariomycetes, Hypocreales, Cordycipitaceae. The record is from RefSeq and is a predicted model, not a curated record. Bases 1 to 1152 code for a protein of 383 amino acids. The transcript has 2 exons. Gene Ontology annotation, molecular function: nucleotide binding.
AUGGCUCCUAUCCGUACAGCCAUCAUUGGCCUUUCAGGCAACGCCAUCUCAUCAUGGGCCAGCAUCGCCCAUCUGCCGUAUCUCUUAUCAGAGCGCGGUCGCUCGCAGUACGAAAUCGUCGCGCUCCUCAACACCAGCGUCGAAUCUGCCCAAAACUCCAUCAAGCUCUUUUCCCUGCCGCCGGGCACAAAGGCCUACGGCGACCCGGAAGACCUUGCCCGGGACCCGGACGUUGAUCUCGUCGUCUGCGCAACGCGCGUCGACGCACACUACAAGGCGACGCUGCCGAGCGUGCGCGCAGGCAAGCGGGCUUUCAUCGAGUGGCCGCUCGCGCAGGACGCUCAGCAUGCGCAGGAGCUUGCCGAGGCGGCCGCCAGCCACGGCACGCGCACGCUCGUCGGCCACCAGGGCCGCUUUGCGCCCGUCCUGGUGAAGCUCAAGGAGACGCUCGAGAGCGGCCGUAUUGGCAAGGUCCUCAGCAGCGAUGCGCGUUCGUUUGGCGGCGGUACUGAAGGCCGCGAUAAGCUUGGUGCUCGCGGCGCGUAUUUUGUGGAUCGUGCCGUCGGCGGUAAUAUAUAUACCAUUAUAUUCGGACACUUCUUUGAUGGCUUGCAGUACGUCUUGGGGGACUUGCAACAUGGCACCGCCCACUUCCAGCUACAGCGACCAGACAUUAAGCUAGUGGAACCGACUGGAAAAGUUGUCGAUACGAUCCGGUCCAACGUCCCCGACCUCAUCAUCGUGAAUGGCACUCUCAACGGGACCGAAACCACGCAGCAGGGCGCCACAGUGUCGCUGCGCUUCCGUGCGGGCGAGCCCUUCAAGGGCGAUCCCGCCUUUGUAUGGACCAUAAACGGCGAAAAGGGCGAAAUUCGACUAACUUCCGUCAAUGGGCCCACGUUUCACGCAGCAGCGGACAAUAAAACCGUGCAUCUCGAGGUGCAUGAUUUCGAAACUGACCAAGUCGAGAAGAUUGAAUGGGACUGGAGCGGGUGGGAGGCUGAGCUACCCAUGGUGGCGCGAAGCAUCGGCACGCUGUAUGAUAGAUUUGCCCGCGGCUUGGAUGAUGGUACAGACGGAUUGCCGUCUUUCCAGACUGCUUUGCAUAGACACCAGCAACUUGAAGAGCUGCUGAACCAGUGGAAGGAAUAG